Molecule: messenger RNA, 1698 nt
Organism: Knipowitschia caucasica
Lineage: Eukaryota; Metazoa; Chordata; Actinopteri; Gobiiformes; Gobiidae
Source: the annotation of a GenBank genome assembly
AUGGUAGAGGUGGAGGUGGGGCAGAAGGGUGGUGUUGUGAGGAGGGGGGUGGGAGAGAUGGUUGAGGUGUGGCUGGUGGGAGGGGUUGGGGUGGGGGGGGGGGGGGGGGGGGGGGGGGGGGGGGGGGGGGGGGGGGGGGGGGGGGGGGGGGGGGGGGGGGGGGGGGGGGGGGGGGGGGGGGGGGGGGGGGGGGGGGGGGGGGGGGGGGGGGGGGGGGGGGGGGGGGGGGGGGGGGGGGGGGGGGGGGGGGGGGGGGGGGGGGGGGGGGGGGGGGGGGGGGGGGGGGGGGGGGGGGGGGGGGGGGGGGGGGGGGGGGGGGGGGGGGGGGGGGGGGGGGGGGGGGUGGGGGGGGGGGGGGGGGGGGGGGGGGGGGGGGGGGGGGGGGGGGGGGGGGGGGGGGGGGGGGGGGGGGGGGGGGGGGGGGGGGGGGGGGGGGGGGGGGGGGGGGGGGGGGGGGGGGGGGGGGGGGGGGGGGGGGGGGGGGGGGGGGGGGGGGGGGGGGGGGGGGGGGGGGGGGGGGGGGGGGGGGGGGGGGGGGGGGGGGGGGGGGGGGGGGGGGGGGGGGGGGGGGGGGGGGGGGGGGGGGGGGGGGGGGGGGGGGGGGGGGGGGGGGGGGGGGGGGGGGGGGGGGGGGGGGGGGGGGGGGGGGGGGGGGGGGGGGGGGGGGGGGGGGGGGGGGGGGGGGGGGGGGGGGGGGGGGGGGGGGGGGGGGGGGGGGGGGGGGGGGGGGGGGGGGGGGGGGGGGGGGGGGGGGGGGGGGGGGGGGGGGGGGGGGGGGGGGGGGGGGGGGGGGGGGGGGGGGGGGGGGGGGGGGGGGGGGGGGGGGGGGGGGGGGGGGGGGGGGGGGGGGGGGGGGGGGGGGGGGGGGGGGGGGGGGGGGGGGGGGGGGGGGGGGGGGGGGGGGGGGGGGGGGGGGGGGGGGGGGGGGGGGGGGGGGGGGGGGGGGGGGGGGGGGGGGGGGGGGGGGGGGGGGGGGGGGGGGGGGGGGGGGGGGGGGGGGGGGGGGGGGGGGGGGGGGGGGGGGGGGGGGGGGGGGGGGGGGGGGGGGGGGGGGGGGGGGGGGGGGGGGGGGGGGGGGGGGGGGGGGGGGGGGGGGGGGGGGGGGGGGGGGGGGGGGGGGGGGGGGGGGGGGGGGGGGGGGGGGGGGGGGGGGGGGGGGGGGGGGGGGGGGGGGGGGGGGGGGGGGGGGGGGGGGGGGGGGGGGGGGGGGGGGGGGGGGGGGGGGGGGGGGGGGGGGGGGGGGGGGGGGGGGGGGGGGGGGGGGGGGGGGGGGGGGGGGGGGGGGGGGGGGGGGGGGGGGGGGGGGGGGGGGGGGGGGGGGGGGGGGGGGGGGGGGGGGGGGGGGGGGGGGGGGGGGGGGGGGGGGGGGGGGGGGGGGGGGGGGGGGGGGGGGGGGGGGGGGGGGGGGGGGGGGGGGGGGGGGGGGGGGGGGGGGGGGGGGGGGGGGGGGGGGGGGGGGGGGGGGGGGGGGGGGGGGGGGGGGGGGGGGGGGGGGGGGGGGGGGGGGGGGGGGGGGGGGGGGGGGGGGGGGGGGGGGGGGGGGGGGGGGGGGGGGGGGGGGGGGGGGGGGGUUGGAUGGGGGGGGGGGGGGGGGGGGGGGGGGGGGGGGGGGGGGGGGGGGGGUCUGGGGGGGGGGGGGGGGGGGGGGGGGGGGGGGGGGGGGGGGGGGGGGGGGGGGGGGGGGGGGGGGGGGGCUGA